AUGACGGAUACCGAUUCUAGCGACGUUUCUUCUACGAGCGAUGUAAAUUAUUCGGACAUCGACUUCGACACGCCGAAUACCACAGACCUGAAAUUAAGUGACGAAGAACCAUGUGAUGAACGUCCGAUCAACAACGUUUCAUUCGAAAGAAAUAAAAACCGACCCCUAAGAACGUACGACCAAGAUGAUUCAGAUUCGCUGUCGUCGGCUUCAGAAAAUGAUCUUGACGUAGUAUCGCUGUCUUCAUAUGUAACGAGUCAUGGAAAAACCUACCAGUAUGAUAAAUGUGCCGUUGUUUUGUGUAAUGCAAAUGCAAGAAACCAGUUUAAUAGAUUAUUUUUUAUCAACUUUCCCAGAGAUAAUAGAAGUCUUUGUGAAAUUUGGUGGAAAUUAUGUGGACACAAUGGUAUGUUUAAUCCUAUGUCAAAGAUAUGCUCAAUACAUUUUAAGCCCAAUGAUUUUACUUCCGAUAUGGAAAGAAAAAAUGGAAGACUGUAUAAACAAAGUGUAUUGAAAAACAAUUAUAUUGUACCAACUCUUUAUUUAAAACCGUAUGAGUAUACAAAGUUUACAAGGAAACGUAAAAAACGUACUACUGAUGAUGCUCGCAAGUUACCCAAGAAAUUAACAUCAGUUUAUGUAUGUGUAAUUCAAGGCUGUAAGAAAACAUCAUUAAAAAAUGCAAAAAAUACAUUAUUUUUCAAAUUUCCACUUGAAAACAAGUUUCUGCUUAAAAAAUGGUUAACUAUUAUUGGAUUACCAUAUUGGAAGCCAUUACCAACUAAUCGAAUAUGCUCUGAUCAUUUUGAAAGUUAUUACAUUACAAAGAUUGCUAAUGUUUUUCAACUUCAUAAGUUUGCAGUCCCAUCAAUAAGGCCAAAAAAGUUGUUUAAUCACGAAGAUUACAAUAAUAGACAGCCGAAAACACAUGUUAAUGAUCAUGUAAAAUCAUGUGAUUUUAAUACGCUAGAAUUUAAUAUUAUAGAUAAAAAUACUUUGUUAGUCAAAGAAAAAAAAACUAAAAAAAGUAAAGAUGGAAAAACUAUUUUGUUAAAUUCAUUGGAAGAUCAAAUAGAUCAACAACUAAAAAAAUAUGACAAAAUACUUGAGACAACAACCCUUGAAAAUGCAACAGUAAUAAACAACAGUGUUAAAGAAAAACCAUUAUUAAAUUCUUCAACAAAAUGCAAUAAAACAAAUUUUGAGGACAUUUUGAAUGAUGUCAAUGAUAUUAAAGAAUUUCAAUCGAAAGAGAAGAACACUCAAAUACUACAAUCACUAAAUUCUUCAACAAAAUGCAAUAAGUCAAAUGUUGAGGAAAUUUUGAAUGAUGUUAAUAGCAUUAAAGAAUUUCAAUCUGAAGAAAACACUACUCAAACGCUACAAUUAUUAAAUUCCUCAACAAAAUGCAAUAAAUUAAAUGUUGAUAAUAUUUUGAAUGAUGUCAAUGACAUUAAAGAAUUUCAAUCUAAAGAGAAUACUGAAUUAAGUUUAACAAAACAAUAUUUAGAAUCAUUUGAAAAAGAAAUCGCAAAAGAAAGAGAGGACAUAAAUGGAAAUAUAAAUAAUAAUGAUAUGGAUUUAGAAUAUGUCUAUUUGGAUAUAUUAAAUGAUGUAAAUAUGAAUGCAAGUUUGAUGGAAGUUGAACCUACAUGUGAUACAAACAAUGGUUUAAAAGACGAACAUAAUACAGCUGUAUUGGAAUUCGAAACAAAUAAAAGUGAAUUGAAAAAUAUGUCUGAAGAAUCAAUAAAGACAAAUUUAUUGUUUGAUGAUAAAGAAGCAAUGAAUAAAAUUUCAAAUAAUAAUGACUUAGAUUUGGAAUAUGUUUAUUUGGGUAUGCUAAAUGAUGAAAAUAUGAUUGGAGUACAACCUUUAUAUGAUUCAAACAUUAACUUAAAAGUAGAUGAAUGUAAUACAACUGAAAUAGGUUUUGAAAUAAAUGAAAUAAAUUCUAAAAAUAUAAUUGAAGAAUCUAAAAAUCUUAACAUUGAAGAAUCCAAAAAGCAUGAAAUUGAAGAGUCCAAAAAGCACAAAAUUGUUGAAGUAGAAACUCCAAAAUCCAUUAUGUAUGAUCAAAACUUAACAGAAUGUUAUGGUGAAAUGCUUCCACCUUAUUGCGACCCUAAUUGUCAGCUAAAAUGUUAUUAUUCUGUACCUGGUCCCCAACGAAGACAAAUUUUCAAUCAAUUCCAUGCGUUGCCAAAUGUGAUUGAACAGAACUGUAAAAUCACUGAAUUAGUGGAAUUGAUUAUGGUUGAAAAUGUAGAAAGUGAUUUCGAGAGGUGUCUGACAUUCCACUUAAUUAUGAAUGAGGAGUCUGUAAAGGUGUGCCGAAUGUUUUUCAUGAAUACAUUGGGUAUUUCUGAACAUCGUCUCGAUGCCGUUUUGAAACCUACCAGUUACAGUUGGUAUUCUAAUAGGGAUACUGUAUUGAAAGCCAAUCAACCAAACCAAGCAAAAGUAAUUAGCGAGGAGAUAACUAUCACAGAUUUCAUGAAAGAAUCUUUAAAAUUGUUGGACAAGGACUACAAUUUAUACGAACCUGAGAGUGAUAACGAAGUUAGUCUAGAAAAUGUGUCUUCCGAAGAACAUGAGAAAGUGUUGAUGUACAUAAAAAGUAUUCCUAAGGUUUUGUGCAUUCCCAAUUUUCCUGGAGACUUAAGGAAACAAAUGUUUGAAACUAGUAUUUGUGUGGCAUAUAUGUAUAAAACAUAUUCUGAAGAUUACAUUAGAAACAAUAUUUCCCCGCCUUAUACAAAACGUCAGUUUACAAAAAUCUACAACCAGUAUAUGAAGUCCCAUUUAAAAAUGGUUUAA
Macrosiphum euphorbiae (potato aphid) is the source of this 2820-nucleotide messenger RNA. The record is from the annotation of a GenBank genome assembly. NCBI's taxonomy places the organism in Eukaryota, Metazoa, Arthropoda, Insecta, Hemiptera, Aphididae.